AUGUGGUAUCAUAACUUAUUGGUACAAUUGUUGGUUAUUAUUCAGUUUUGUUUUACUCAACAACAAGUAACCGAUACUUUUCCAAAUCCUCGAACCAAUGGCUACAGAGAUUGUGGAUUAAAAUCGAAAGGAUAUGUUUGUGAUCCAGAAAAACAACUUACCGAACAAGAAAGAUAUCGAUUAAACAAUGAUUUACUCCAACUGUCACGACGAACAUCGGGUGAUCAAAGUGCAGACUUUUGUGCCACAAAAGGUGCUGAUGCAACAUUAUUCAUCACAAGACAGGGUAGUAAACAAUUAGCAGAUAAAUUGCAAAACCUUUGGGCAGUUGAUGGACAAUGUAAGAAAUCGAUUACAUUUGUACUCUCGACCAAUGAUCGCAGAUUAUAUUAUGCAGCCGAUGAGCAUUCUCCCAUAUCGGCUAAUACUUUCGAAAAAGUAAUCAACGAACAACAGGAACUUUUAAGUGAUGGCAAAUUUACGAUAGCUUUAACGACGAUAUUUACGAAACUUGGCGGAUUUGUUCAGGAAGACAACAAGAAAGAAACAAAUACAAACGAUGAUGCGUAUAGAAGGGGAACAUCGAUGGGUAUUCCACCACUACAAAUCAGCGUUCUUUCAUAUUUUAUGAUAAUUUUAUCAGUUGCCUUACAUUUACUCGCUGUAUAAUAAUCGAUUCAUUGUUUUUCAGCACAAUUCAUAAAAUCUAGAAAGCCUUAAAGAUACCCAAAAAAUCUAAUUUAUUCAUUGUAAAAAUUCCA
Messenger RNA from Loa loa (African eye worm), 761 nucleotides. RefSeq lists its product as hypothetical. The transcript is spliced from 5 exons. Bases 1 to 669 code for a protein of 222 amino acids. Gene Ontology annotation, cellular component: acetylcholine-gated channel complex. The record is from RefSeq and is a predicted model, not a curated record. NCBI's taxonomy places the organism in Eukaryota, Metazoa, Nematoda, Chromadorea, Rhabditida, Onchocercidae.